Messenger RNA from Diversispora eburnea, 2262 nucleotides. NCBI's taxonomy places the organism in Eukaryota, Fungi, Glomeromycota, Glomeromycetes, Diversisporales, Diversisporaceae. The record is from the annotation of a GenBank genome assembly.
AUGAAUGGUUCAUUAUUACGAAAUUUUGUUAAUACCUCUACUUUGAAAGUAUUGGGAAAUGUUGGUAAAAGAAAGGCAUUACCUUGCAUUCCUUGCAUUGGUACUUUUAUGCAUAAAAAAUUUCUUGCCACCACAAAUGAACAAACAGUGACUGUAAGAGAUGCCUUAAAUGAAGCACUUGAUGAAGAAUUAACUCGUGACGAACGCGUUUUUCUACUCGGCGAAGAAGUUGCUCAAUAUAAUGGUGCAUAUAAAGUAUCAAAAGGUCUUCUUGAUAAAUUUGGUCCGAAACGUAUUAUCGAUACACCUAUAACAGAAGCUGGUUUUGCUGGUUUAGCUAUUGGUGCAGCAUUAGCCGGUUUAAGGCCAAUAUGUGAAUUUAUGACUUUUAAUUUUUCGAUGCAAGCUAUUGAUCAGGUGGUUAAUUCUGCUGCCAAAGUUAGCUAUAUGACAGGUGGUGUGAACUGUCCAAUAGUUUUUAGAGGGCCUAACGGUUUAGCAAUUGGUGUAGCUGCUCAACAUUCUCAAGACUUUGCAGCAUGGUAUGGUUCUAUUCCAGGUUUAAAGGUUGUUUCUCCUUGGGACAGUGAAGAUGCUAAAGGAUUAUUAAAGGCUGCAAUUCGGGAUCCUAAUCCUGUUAUCGUGUUAGAGAAUGAACUUCAGUACGGUGUAUCAUAUCCAGUAUCUCAGGAAUUUAUGUCAUCUGAUUUCUUAUUACCAAUUGGUAAGGCAAAAAUUAUAAGGGAAGGAAAUGAUAUAACUGUUGUUUCUCAUUCAAGAACACUUAAUUUUUGUAUUGAGGCCGCUGAAAAAUUACAAGAUGAAGAAGGAAUUUCUGUUGAAGUCAUUAAUUUAAGAUCAAUUAAACCAUUGGAUGUUGACACGAUUGUUAAUUCUGUCAAGAAAACAAAUCACUUAGUAUCUGUUGAAACUGCAUUCCCUCAAUUUGGUGUUGGUAGUGAAAUAUGCGCUUUGGCGAUGGAAACAGAAAUUUUUGAUUAUUUAGAUGCACCAGUAGAAAGGGUGACAAGUGCAGAUGUUCCCACACCUUAUACUGCCAAUUUAGAAAGCUUGAGUGUUCCAGACACACAAGUAAUAGCCAAAGUUAUUAAACAAAUGGAAGAAAAAACACGUCAUAUUGCUAUUCUCGGUGGUGGGGUUGUUGGUUGCUCAAUCGCGUAUCACAUAACUCUACUCAACACGGAUCCAAACCUAAAAGUUACAGUUGUUGAAAAGACCGCGAUCGCAUGCGCAGCUUCGGGUAAAGCUGGAGGUUUUCUUACUUAUGAUUGGUGUGACGGAGGUCCUUUAGAAGAUCUCGCGAGAAAAAGUUUCGAUUUACAUGCUGAACUAGCCGAAAGGUUAAAUGGGAAAAUAAGAUAUGAUUAUCGUGUUGUGGAUACAUUAGCGAUAACAGCUUCUACAAAAGCUGCAAGCGUAAAACCACCUCCGACAGUUUGGUUAAGACCUGGAGUGGUAACUAAAUUCAAAAGUAUUGGUACGACGCAAACAACUGCACAACUUCAUCCUUAUAAAUUUACUAAAACAUUAAUUGAAGAAGCAGAGUUAAGAGGUGCCAAAGUUAAGAUCGCGAAUGUUAUAGGUCUUGAAUUUGAUAAACUUAAAGUAUCAGGUGUUCGUUUAUCAACAAAUGAAAUAAUUCCCGUAGAUACAGUUAUUAUAGCCAUGGGUCCUUGGAGUGGAGAAGCACUUUCAUGGCUCGUAAAGAAAAGUGGACGUGCCCAUCAAUUACCAGAUGUUUCUGGACAAAGGGCUCAUAGUAUCGUAUUACGACCAAAGGUUGACAUAUCAGCACAUGUAUGCUUCGUAACAUUAAAUCUUGGUCAUAAAUACGCUGAACCAGAAAUUUAUCCACGUCCGGAUGGAGAAGUAUAUAUUUCAGGAGAAUGUGAUGAAUCUCCUCUCCCAGCCAGCGCCGAAGAGUACAUCCCUAAUCCUACAGCAAUUAGAAGUCUUAAGAACAAUAUGAAUACACUUUCUCCAGAUAUUUUAGGCAAUGCAACUGUUGUACGCGAACAAUGUUGUUAUAUGCCAAUAUCUGAUGAUGAUAAACCUUUGAUUGGAAAAGUUCCAUGGCUUGAUGGAGUUUAUCUUGCAACUGGACAUUCCGUAUGGGGAAUCUUAAAUUCAUCUGGUACUGGAUUAGUGAUUGCAGAGAUGAUACUGGAAGGUCAAACAAAAUUCGCAGAUGUAAGAGGAUUAGCACCCAUGAGACCCAAAAGUUAUAAUAAAAUACAUUAA